Chlorocebus sabaeus (green monkey) is the source of this 10401-nucleotide messenger RNA. NCBI's taxonomy places the organism in Eukaryota, Metazoa, Chordata, Mammalia, Primates, Cercopithecidae. The record is from RefSeq and is a predicted model, not a curated record.
UCAGGGAGUAGAAAGUGCCUACGUGCCCAUCAAAAGCUAGUAUCAGCAAUCUCCUUGGGUAAAUGUAUGUAAAGAUUAAAAGGCAAUUCCUCACUAUACUCCCCACAAUUUACCAGGAUUCCUUUGUCUCCCUAUCAUUUCCAGGCAUGCUAUCCAGACCUACCCACUGCCAAAGAGGCAGGAAUGGAAAAGCUUUUCCAGGCUUUGCGUUGUCACUUUUUCAGGGAGCUCGCCAUGGGAGCUAUGUCUUCUAACGCCUGGUCCUACACUAUCACAUCCACAUAACUCCAGCAGCCAAGUGACCAACACUCAGUUAUAUACAUCUAUUGUUGCUGCAGUUAUUAAGUUUGAAAACACAUGAAGGAAAAGUUUGGCAGCUCUCACAUGCAAAAAGCUGAAUAUGCCUUUAAUAAAGCUUUUCUCUCUGUUCUGCUUUUCAAUCUCAGAAGAUUCAAACCUACCUUUUCUCACCUCUCUCUUUCUCCCCUGCCUUCAUUUCUAGAUUUCACGAUUUACUAACAGGAGUCAGCAUCCCAUUUAAAAUAUGGCCUAUUCUAUGUAAUAUGAUAUUAAUUUAUGCAGAGCAGAAUAGCACUGAGCCAUUUCUCCUGCAAAAUGACUAAAGCCAUCCACACCAACCCCCCCAAGCAAAUAAACAAGCUCGCCUAACAAUGCGAGAGGUUGCAGAUUUUCCUUUCCUAGUUGCCAUGCCAACCACUCAUUGCUCUGGCUGCCAUUUCCCUGAGCUCCGCAGAGAGAGGAGUGUGCAGAACAGUUAUUUAGCAUUCAAGGGUGGAUCUGCAGAAAACCACACAGCCUCACUGCGAAGCAUCUGGGCCUGGUGGCACCGAUGGAUGAGGACAGAAAAUGGGGAUCUUUUCAGUGUUUUCCUUCUAAAGGUUAGGCAUCUGGGGCUAGAAAGAGUAAGAAAGAACAAGGAUUGAUAGAAAAGGCAGUUCCACGAGAGGAGGUGUCUGCAAGGAUAGUUCAAGUAGUCACUGCUGAGGCUGUAGCAGUCCUGAAAGGUGAACAAGAGAAAGAAGCUCAGCAUAAAGACCAGACUGCAGCUCUGCCUUUAGCAGCUGAAGAAACAGCUAAUCUGCCUCCUUCUCCACCCCCAUCACCUGCCUCAGAACAGACUGUCACAGUGGAGGAAGAAGAAGAAACGCUAGAGAGUCGGAUGGCUGAGGAAGAGAAACCUGCUGCUCUUCCUGAGAAAGAGUGUGGGGCUGCUAAGUCCUCAGACCAACCCAAAGGCCUCAGUAAGGGCCAAAUGGAGUCUAGUGCGGAGGCCCAAAUAGUUCCCGAAGAGAGUGCCCCGGCAGGGGCCCCACAUGAGAAAAGUGUAAAAGAGGUCAAGGAGGUGUCUCCAGAAGUAAAAACCCCUUCCUCUGCUGGGGAAGAUUUACUUACAGCCUCGAAGAUGGAGUUCCAUGAUCAGCAGGAAUUGACUCCCUCUGCAGCUGAGCCUUUAGACAUGAAGGAAGCGGAGUCAGAGAAGCAAAGUAAGCCUGGUGAAGACUUUAAACAUGCUGCCUUAGUUUCUCAGCCAGAGACAACUAAAACUUACCCUGAUAAAAAGGACAUGCAAGGCACAGAAGAAGAAAAAGCACCCCCAGCUUUGUUUGGGCACACUCUUAUUGCCAGCCUGGAAGACAUGAAACAGAAGACAGAGCCAAGCCUUGUAGUACCUGGCAUUGACCUCCCUAAAGAGCCUCCAACUCCAAAAGAACAAAAGGACUGGUUCAUCGAAAUGCCAAUGGAAGCAAAAAAGGAUGAGUGGGGUUUAGUUGCUCCAAUAUCUCCUGGCCCUCUGACUCCCAUGAGGGAAAAAGACGUAUUUGAUGAUAUCCCAAAAUGGGAAGGGAAACAAUUUGAUUCUCCCAUGCCAAGUCCCUUUCAAGGUGGAAGCUUCACUCUUCCUUUAGAUGUCAUGAAGAAUGAAAUAGUUACAGACACAUCACCCUUCACCCCUGCCUUUUUACAGCCAGAUGACAAAAAAUCUCUGCAACAAACCAGUGGCCCAGCUACUGCCAAAGAUGGUUUUAACAUUGAAGAGCCCUAUGAGGAUAAACCUGACAAAACGGCAGAAGCACCACCCUCGGAGGCAAUGACCUUAUGCAAAGAUGCUCACAUUCCAGUUGUAGAAGAACAUGUUACAGGGAAAGUUUUAGAGGAAGAAAAGGAGGCCAUAAAUCAAGAGACUGUACAGCAGAAAGAUACUUUCAUCCCCAGUGGACAGGAACCUAUACUUACUGAAAAGGAACUUGAGCUGAAGCUUGAAGAAAAAACCACCAUUUCUGACAAAGAAGCUGUGCCGAAAGAGAGUAAACCCCCAAAACCUGCAGAUGAAGAAGCAGGCAUAAUUCAGACCUCCACAGAGCAUAUUUUCUCAGAACAGAAAGACCAAGAGCCUACCACAGAUAUGUCGAAACAGGACUUGUUCCCUGUAAGUUUGGAGCAAGCAGUUACAGAUUCAGCCAUGACCUCUAAAACACUGGAGAAAGCCAUGACCGAACCAUCUGCAUUAAUUGAAAAGAGCUCAAUUCAGGAACUUUUUGAAAUGAGAGUUGAUGACAAAGAUAAGAUUGAAGGGGUUGGAGCUGCAACAUCAGCUGAGCUUGACAUGCCAUUUUAUGAAGAUAAAUCAGGAAUGUCCAAGUACUUUGAAACAUCUGCCUUGAAGGAAGAAGCAACAAAAAGCAUUGAGCCAGGCAGUGAUUACUAUGAACUGAGUGACACUAGAGAAAGUGUCCAUGAGUCUAUUGAUACCAUGUCUCCCAUGCAUAAAAAUGGUGACAAGGAGUUUCAAACAGGAAAAGAACCCCAGCCCAGUCCUCCAGCACAAGAAACAGGGUACAGCACUCUCGCACAGGGUUAUCCAUCUGAUUUACCUGAAGAACCCAGUUCUCCUCAAGAAAGAAUGUUCACUAUUGAUCCAAAAGUGUAUGGAGAGAAAAGGGACCUCCACAGUAAGAAUAAGGACGAUUUGACCCUCAGCAGGAGUUUAGGACUUGGUGGUAGGUCUGCAAUAGAACAAAGAAGCAUGUCAAUCAAUUUGCCUAUGUCUUGCCUAGAUUCCAUAGCCCUUGGAUUUAACUUUGGUCGGGGACAUGAUCUUUCUCCUCUGGCUUCCGAUAUUCUAACCAACACUAGUGGAAGUAUGGAUGAAGGGGAUGAUUACCUUCCAGCCACCACACCUGCACUAGAGAAAGCCCCUUGCUUCCCUGUAGAAAGCAAAGAGGAGGAACAGAUAGAGAAAAUAAAACCUACCGGGGAAGAAAGUACUCAAGUGGAGACAUCAUGUGAGUCUCCUUUCCUAGCCAAAGAUUUUUACAAAAAUGGUACUGUCAUGGCACCGGACCUGCCUGAAAUGCUAGAUCUGGCAGGCACAAGGUCGAGACUGGCUUCUGUGAGUGCAGAUGCUGAGGUUGCCAGGAGGAAAUCAGUCCCAUCAGAGACUGUGGUUGAGGAUAGUCGUACUGGUUUGCCCCCGGUAACUGAUGAAAACCAUGUCAUUGUAAAAACGGACAGUCAGCUCGAAGACCUGGGCUACUGUGUGUUCAAUAAAUACACAGUCCCAUUGCCGUCACCUGUUCAAGACAGUGAGAAUUUAUCAGGGGAGAGUGGUUCCUUUUAUGAAGGUACUGAUGAUAAAGUUCGAAGAGAUUUGGCCACAGACCUUUCAUUGAUUGAAGUGAAACUGGCAGCAGCCGGAAGAGUCAAAGAUGAGUUCAGUGUUGACAAAGAAGCAUCCGCGCAUAUCUCUGGUGACAAAUCAGGACUGGGUAAGGAGUUUGACCAAGAGAAGAAAGCUAAUGAUAGGUUGGAUACUGUAAUAGAAAAGAGUGAAGAACAUGCUGAUUCAAAAGAACAUGCCAAGAAAACUGAAGAGGCUGGUGAUGAAGUAGAAACAUUCGGAUUAGGACUAACCUAUGAGCAAGCUUUGGCCAAAGAUUUGUCAAUGCCAACAGAUGCAUCCUCUGAGAAAGCGGAGAAGGGUCUUAGUUCAGUGCUAGAGGUAGCUGAGGUAGAAUCAUCCAAAAAGGUGGAACAAGGUCUGGAUUUUGCUGUCCAGGGUCAACUAGAUGUUAAAAUUAGUGACUUUGGACAGAUGGCUUCAGGGCUAAACAUAGAUGAUAGAAGGACAACAGAGCUAAAACUUGAGGCUACACAGGACAUGACCCCCUCAUCCAAAGCACCGCAGGAGGUAGAUGCAUUUAUGGGUGUCGAGUCUGGCCACAUGAAAGAAGGCAUCAAAGUUAGUGAGACAGAAGUCAAAGAGAAGGUGGCCAAGCCUGACUUGGUGCACCAGGAGGCUGUAGACAAGGAGGAGUCCUAUGAGUCUAGUGGUGAGCAUGAAAGUCUCACCAUGGAGUCCUUGAAAGCUGAUGAGGGCAAGAAGGAAACAUCUCCAGAAUCAUCUCUAAUUCAAGAUGAGAUUGCCGUCAAACUGUCAGUGGAAAUACCUUGCCCACCUGCUCUUUCAGAGGCUGAUUUAGCCACAGAUGAGAGAGCUGAUGUCCAGAUGGAAUUUAUUCAGGGGCCAAAAGAAGAAAGCAAAGAGACCCCAGAUAUAUCCAUCACGCCUUCUGAUGUUGCAGAGCCAUUGCAUGAAGCAAUCAUAUCUGAACCAGCAGAGAUUCAGAGUGAGGAAGAAGAGAUAGAAGCCCAGGGAGAAUAUGAUAAACUGCUCUUCCGCUCAGACACCCUUCAGAUUACUGACCUGGGUGUCUCAGGUGCCAGGGAGGAAUUUGUGGAGACCUGCCCAGGUGAACACAAAGGAGUGAUUGAGUCUGUUGUGACCAUCGAGGAUGAUUUCAUCACUGUAGUGCAAACCACAACUGAUGAAGGGGAGUCAGGGUCCCACAGCGUGCGUUUUGCAGCACUAGAGCAGCCUGAGGUGGAAAGGAGACCAUCUCCUCAUGACGAAGAAGAGUUUGAAGUGGAAGAGGCAGCUGAAGCCCAGGCAGAACCCAAAGAUGGUUCCCCAGAGGCUCCAGCUUCCCCUGAGAGAGAAGAGGUUGCAUUUUCUGAAUAUAAGACAGAAACCUAUGACGAUUACAAAGAUGAGACCACCAUUGACGACUCCAUCAUGGACGCUGACAGCCUCUGGGUGGACACUCAAGAUGAUGAUAGGAGCAUCAUGACAGAACAGUUAGAAACUAUUCCUAAAGAGGAGAAAGCUGAAAAGGAAGCUCGGAGAUCAUCUCUUGAGAAACAUAGAAAAGAAAAGCCUUUUAAAACCGGGAGAGGCAGAAUUUCCACUCCUGAAAGAAAAGUAGCUAAAAAGGAACCUAGCACAGUCUCCAGAGAUGAAGUGAGAAGGAAAAAAGCAGUUUAUAAGAAGGCUGAACUUGCUAAAAAAACAGAAGUUCAGGCCCACUCUCCCUCCAGGAAAUUCAUUUUAAAACCUGCUAUCAAAUAUACUAGACCAACUCAUCUCUCCUGUGUUAAGCGGAAAACCACAGCAGCAGGUGGGGAAUCAGCUCUGGCUCCCAGUGUAUUUAAACAGGCAAAGGACAAAGUCUCUAAUUCUACCUUGUCAAAGAUUCCUGCUUUACAGGGUAGCACAAAGUCCCCAAGAUACAGCUCAGCCUGCCCUAGCACGACUAAAAGGGCUACAUUUUCUGACAGUUUAUUAAUGCAGCCCACCUCAGCAGGCUCCACAGACCGUUUGCCAUACUCAAAAUCAGGGAACAAGGAUGGAGUAACCAAGAGCCCAGAAAAGCGCUCUUCUCUCCCAAGACCUUCCUCCAUUCUUCCUCCUCGCCGAGGUGUAUCAGGAGACAGAGAUGAGAACUCCUUCUCUCUCAACAGUUCUAUCUCUUCUUCAGCACGGCGGACCACCAGGUCAGAGCCGAUUCGCAGAGCAGGAAAAAGUGGUACCUCAACACCCACUACCCCUGGGUCUACUGCCAUCACUCCUGGCACCCCACCAAGUUAUUCUUCACGCACACCAGGCACUCCUGGAACCCCUAGCUAUCCCAGGACCCCUCACACACCAGGAACGCCCAAGUCUGCCAUCUUGGUGCCGAGUGAGAAGAAGGUCGCCAUCAUACGUACUCCUCCAAAAUCUCCUGCGACUCCCAAACAGCUUCGGCUUAUAAACCAACCACUGCCAGACCUGAAGAAUGUCAAAUCCAAAAUCGGAUCAACGGACAACAUCAAAUACCAGCCUAAAGGGGGGCAGGUUAGGAUUUUAAACAAGAAGAUCGAUUUUAGCAAAGUUCAGUCCAGAUGUGGUUCCAAGGAUAACAUCAAACAUUCGGCUGGGGGCGGAAAUGUACAAAUUGUUACCAAGAAAAUAGACCUAAGCCAUGUGACAUCCAAAUGUGGCUCUCUGAAGAACAUCCGCCACAGGCCAGGUGGUGGACGUGUGAAAAUUGAGAGUGUAAAACUAGAUUUCAAAGAAAAGGCCCAAGCUAAAGUCGGUUCUCUUGAUAAUGCUCAUCAUGUACCUGGAGGUGGUAACGUCAAGAUUGACAGCCAAAAGUUGAACUUCAGAGAGCAUGCUAAAGCCCGUGUGGACCAUGGGGCUGAGAUCAUUACACAGUCCCCAGGCAGAUCCAGCGUGGCAUCACCCCGACGACUCAGCAACGUCUCCUCGUCUGGAAGCAUCAACCUGCUUGAAUCUCCUCAGCUUGCCACUUUGGCUGAGGAUGUCACUGCUGCACUCGCUAAGCAGGGCUUGUGAAUAUUUCUCAUUUAGCAUUGAAAUAAUAAUAUUUAGGCAUGAGCUCUUGGCAGGAGUGGGCUCUGAGCAGGUGUUACAUUCAUUCUUUAUAAACCAUAAAAUAAAUAAUCUCAUCCCCAAACUGUAGUAAUUGUUACAAUUUUAUAUUUAAAAAAUGAAUAGUACAUGCAGAAAUUGACCUGAUUUCCAUUUGCAACAGGAAGACACUGGCUUUACAUGGGUUCAAUUGGACAAUUAUUUUUGCUCUGCUCUGUUUUGCAUGGAGUAUUAUUUUAAAAAUUGCAUUUUUACCUUUCAUGUGCCUGAAGGCUAUCCACUACAUUCUGAAGGCCUUGUUAAAUCCAAGCUGCUCAUUUCACUAUUCUGUUUCUGAGUGAGAAGAUAAAAACUGCCCAUUGUAACUUAUUUCAGGUUAAAUUAAACCAAGGAGUCUGAUUGCAGGAAGGGAAGAGCAUGUAAGAAAUAAGUUUUUUUAAAGUGUUAUUUUGUAUAAAUGGGAAGAAAGAUUCAAUUACGUUAUUAACAUUUGGGACCUGGAUAAUUAUAUCAGAGUAUGUCAAUCCAAUAAAUUAUUUAACUAAUUAAAAAAAUAGAUUGCAAAGCAUUUGAGCUGUGGUUGAGGAAGUGGUGUAAAAGUGCAUCCCUUAGGAAUGAUGCACUUUCAUUAGGAUGGACUCGUGUCUGAUUAGAAUGUCAGUUGAUCAGCUAGAUUUGUGUCCACACUACCAGUUUCACACCCCCUUUCCAUCUGUUUGAUACAGUAUUAUAGAUAUAAAUAUAUAUAUAUUUCUCUGUGGCCAUUUGUGAUACUUCCUCAUAUACUUGAAUAUUAUACUUCUUUAUUCACAGUAUCUGUGUCUCCUGCACCCUUUGGUGUUGCAAUUUUAGGUAUGUGAAAGUAGAUGUUAGCAGGGUUCUCUCCCUAUUUAAAAAAAAUACAUUAAAAAAGACAAAAAAUUUUAGCAUGAAGUUGCUUUCUGUAACAACUCAAAGCCGUAACCCUGUUUUAGUGCCAGAUUCAAGUCUCUCCCGUGAUGCUAGAAAAAAAUUAUUUUUCUUUGCUGUCACCAACAUGGAGUUUGUGGGGGUGGGUCCAGUUAUACAUGAAAGGGUUUACAGAUUGUUGGUUUAAGAUUAUGGAUUUAUCUCAUUUUUAAUCACAGGAUAGUUUGGCGUUUAUUCCUAUUAUUAUUCACAAAACGGACUUAAGAUGUUUUCUUUACUUUUCCUUUUUUUCCAUUUGCUAAAGUUGAAAGUUGAAACUAACAGUAAUAGUUUGAAACAUGUUUUCUCAUUUUUCCAAGUAGUAUCUGUUUAUUAAAUUCUCUAAUAGAAGAUGUUUGUCUUUCUUACCCAAAGUAAAGAUCCCCUGAUCCGAAAGAAAAAAAUACAAUACUUUGGGAAGCUAUAGCUAUAAAACACUUGAGACACAGAUAUCUAAAUCAGUUUUUUUCCAAGACUCCAACAUUGCACUCUGUAAAGUAACACAGUGUGAUCUAGUAUUAUUUAUCAGAGGUAAUACUGUUCUGACUGUAUAUACAGUCUAGAACUGACAAAUCAAUUAAUUCCUCUCACAAAUCAUUCAUCUUAGACUUACAAAUAAGCAAUGAAAUAGUCAAUGGCCUGAUUAAGACAAAGAGCUACCAGGCUGGAUGGACACUUUUUAGUAUUUUAUCUUUUCUUUUUCUUGCUCAGGGCUGGUAGGUUGGAUCUGAACCAUUAAAAUCAUAUGGUCCACUAGGCGUAUGAUCUCUUUGAGCCAAAUCAGUUCCUGAAUAUAAAGGAGGAAAUGAUGAGGAUGGACUGAGGCAACAGGGAAGUAUAGAAACAUCCAAGUCAAAAGCCAAGGGAUGCAGAAACAGAGACACAGGUGCUUUUUGGUGACCCAGUGGAUAUGGCAACCAAUGUAACUGCCAUACAAGAAACCCUAGGAGCAAACCCACACCACUCAUUCUCAGCUAAGAGAUUUUACACAGGCAAACAUGUCUUAAACCAUUUAUAAAUCAGUUAUUUUAUAUAAUAGUCAAAACCUUAGAAACCUUAGGAUCAUAGAUAUGUCUAUUUUCUGCCUAUUAAUUGCUGUGAGGUUUGAUUUGACCAAUCUGGGCAAUUUAUUCAUCAGCUUCCCUUGAAGUGCACCAGAAAAUGGAAGAAAGGUGUGUGGAGACUUAGGGUAUUUUAUUACAUGUUUUGAUAGUCUUAAAUAGUGAUUAAAUUUAUCUAGAAAGAAGUUAACAGCUCAUUAGAAAAGUUUUAACCUGUGAAAUAAGUAUUUUUCUCAACAUUCUUUAAAGUUUUUAUGUAAGUUAACACUAGGUAAACAUUCUACAUACUAAAAGUCAGUUUAUUACAAAUACAUAUCAAAAAUAAAGAUUAUACAAGGCACCAAACUACUAGAUUUGGCAUUAAAACAAAUGUUUAUUUCUAAUCACAACAAAAUUAUAAUGAAUAAAUGUUCUUGCUUUGUAUGGAAAUACAAUUCUUUAUUAAAGUUAACAGAAAGGAACUGAUCAUUUGUGCCAGUAAAAGAGAGAAACACACAGGUUAAAUGUCUUCUUGUGGGGUUAAGGGGUAGAACCUAUCUUGCCUUCACUCUCAAGAUAACGACUCAAAUUAAGCUUUUUGAGCACCACUCUUGUGGGGACACACAUACGCUGAUCUAGGAAUGAAAUCUUCGUGGUCUCAAUUCUAGAUCCACUUUGCCAGUUUCUCUCUGGCUUUAGCCUUUGAGAACCUGUAUAAGAAUACAUAAGUAAUCCAGAGCUGUGAAGAGUUAAAAGGCCAACUUCUCCAGUGAACUCACCCUCUGGGUCACUUGCAACCAAAAAUUGGAUACCUCAUAAUGAUGCAGGAAAGACCCGAGUUCUUGAUGAGUUCCAAAGGCCACGUUCAUUUAUGAACCAACUCUCUCUGGAUUCACCUGCUGAAUUCCAGCAGCGUGAUGGGCUGACAUCCCACCUACAAGCAUGACACCUGUGUAACACCAGCUAGGUAUGGCUGAGGAAGGCUGAAAGAAAGCCAUUAAAUGGAAGAAUGUACUGAUUGUAGUGACCUUCUCCACACACACACACACACACACACACACACCUAGAGUAAUACAGCAAAUAUGGAAUAAUCAGCCAAUAUAUAACAUUACGUCAGUAUUUUAUUAAAUAAUCUGAAUGUGGUUGAUUUUGACAUCGCUGCAAUUACAAUUUUCUUCUAUUUUUCAAGUCACAAUAAGGAAAAUAAACUACUCAUGGUCUAAAUACCAGAGAUAAAGUAGACUCAUGGCUUGGUAAGGAAAUUUUAAGCAUUUCUUCAAAGAUUGACGUGCAAAAAUAAGUAUUGAUGUUUUGGGUUUUUUUACACCUAGGAUUUUAGCUUGGGUGUGUAGGUGAAGGCCAAGACCCUCUGUAGGAAAAAGCUUAUUUUCAAACUCAGAAAAUAAAAUGUCAAUCAUAAAAAUCUACUUCAACUUUAGCAAAAAGAAAAAAAAAAAAUCAACAAAAAGUAUACUCUGUAUGCUGGGAUUCCGAGGUUCCAACACACCGUUACAAAUCUGUGGGGGGUUUCUUUCUUCUGAUAAUUCUAGAGCCUGUUACCAUAGAAAGGCAUUUCUUCAAUGGCUGGUUGUAGUUAGUUCAUGUUUUUCAAUCAAAUUUGCAAAUGUAUUUGUUGCUGUAUAGUGAUUGUUUUGCAAAAUAAAAUUGCUUGUCACCUAA